UUAAAUGACGUCACUGUGUCAUGUCGACGGGCAGCGUGCGCCAUCUUGAAGCGAAACCAAAUCACGGGCAGAUCCCGCUCGCCUCCGCUUGCUCUCAUUCCGCGCUCGUUCGCACCGUCCGCCCAGCUAAGCUCCAGGAUAAGCCGCACUGAAGGCUCGAGGCACAGGCGAUGAUGGCAGGGGUUGGUGGAGGCAAUGAUUUCCAGUGGUGCUUCUCCCAGGUCAAAGGAGCCAUAGAUGAAGAUGUUGCAGAAGCGGACAUUAUCUCAACUGUUGAAUUUAACUGUUCGGGGGAGUUAUUAGCCACAGGAGACAAAGGGGGGAGAGUCGUCAUAUUUCAGCGAGAACAGGAGAGUAAAAACCGCCUACUCUCAAGAGGGGAAUACAACGUGUACAGCACCUUUCAGAGUCACGAGCCUGAGUUUGAUUACUUGAAAAGUUUAGAAAUCGAGGAGAAGAUCAAUAAAAUCAGAUGGCUCCCGCAACAGAAUGCUGCACACUUUCUCCUUUCUGCAAACGAUAAAACCAUCAAACUAUGGAAGAUCAGCGAAAGGGACAAACGAGCAGAAGGAUACAACCUUAAAGAUGAAGACGGAAGACUGCGAGAUCAGUUUCGAAUCACAACACUACGGGUUCCUGUGUUGAUGCCGAUGGACUUGAUGGUGGAAGCAAGCCCACGCAGAAUAUUUGCUAAUGCACAUACAUAUCACAUCAAUUCCAUUUCAGUAAAUAGUGAUUAUGAAACAUACCUUUCUGCAGAUGACCUCAGAAUAAACCUCUGGCAUUUAGAAAUCACAGAUAGAAGUUUUAACAUUGUAGAUAUAAAACCAGCCAAUAUGGAGGAGCUGACGGAGGUGAUAACAGCGGCCGAGUGUCACCCACACCAGUGUAACGUCUUUGUAUACAGCAGUAGUAAAGGAACCAUCCGCCUGUGUGACACGAGGGCCGCCGCACUCUGUGAUAGACAUAGCAAAUUUUUUGAGGAGCCAGAAGAUCCCAGCAGCCGGUCGUUCUUCUCCGAAAUCAUCUCCUCCAUAUCUGAUGUCAAGUUCAGCCACAGCGGUCGAUACAUGAUGACACGCGAUUACCUCUCCGUUAAGGUUUGGGACCUGAAUAUGGAGAACCGGCCCGUAGAGACCUACCAGGUACACGAGUACCUACGUAGCAAGUUGUGCUCGCUCUACGAGAACGACUGCAUUUUCGACAAGUUUGAGUGCUGUUGGAACGGUUCAGACAGUGCCAUUAUGACGGGCUCCUACAACAAUUUCUUUAGGAUGUUUGACAGGAACACACGCAGGGACAUCACACUGGAGGCAUCGAGGGAGAACAGUAAACCCCGUGCCAUGCUCAAACCCCGCAAGGUCUGCACCGGCGGCAAACGGAAGAAAGACGAAAUCAGUGUGGACAGCCUGGACUUCAACAAGAAGAUCCUACACACCGCCUGGCACCCGAAAGAGAACGUCAUAGCUGUGGCCGCCACCAACAACCUGUAUAUAUUCCAGGACAAAAUUAAUUAAAAAA
Molecule: messenger RNA, 1521 nt
Organism: Sinocyclocheilus anshuiensis
Lineage: Eukaryota; Metazoa; Chordata; Actinopteri; Cypriniformes; Cyprinidae
Product: serine/threonine-protein phosphatase 2A 55 kDa regulatory subunit B delta isoform
Exons: 10
Coding region: 171-1517 (448 amino acids)
Cellular component (GO): protein phosphatase type 2A complex
Molecular function (GO): protein binding; protein phosphatase regulator activity
Source: RefSeq, a predicted model, not a curated record